Anthostomella pinea is the source of this 3258-nucleotide messenger RNA. The record is from the annotation of a GenBank genome assembly. NCBI's taxonomy places the organism in Eukaryota, Fungi, Ascomycota, Sordariomycetes, Xylariales, Xylariaceae.
AUGGCGAACCCCGUGGGCGAGGAUAACUGGCUAGCUUAUGUCGAGGAGGAGAGCCGCCAUGCCACCGAUCUCGAGGCCCGUGUCAAAGUCGUCGAGCUCUUUAAGAGCGCCAUCUCCGACGAGCCCGCCAGCCUGAACAUCUGGCUGGCUUAUUGCGAGUGGUUCUGGUCCCUUUUCACCGAUUGCCAGAGCAGCGACGCCGGAUGGCCCGACGACGAGCAGAUGCUGGGCCGCGAGCUGUUCUCCUUCGACGCCGCUCUCAGCCUGUGGAGCGAGGGCUAUAACGCCAUCAAGUACCGCAUCAACGACAGCCACGAGUUCUGGAACCGCUGGGUUUCCAUCGAACUCGACCAGCUGGCCAGGACCCGAACCCCGAGCGGCGUCAAGCGUAUCUCCCACCUCUACCGCGACCGUUUGCAGGUGCCACAUUCCACCUGGGAUCUGACCUCCCAGGCCUUCUCGAGCCUUUUGAGCACCUACAACAAUGCCGCCUACGAGUCCGAGUUCAAGGAGGUCACCGCCAUCGCCCAGGAGGCAAAGACAGCCUACGAACGCAGAGAGACCCACGAGCUGGAGCUCAGGAAGGCCAUCAGGUCAGGUGACCAGAACGCCCAGAAGACCAAGAUGCGCCAGUAUCUUGACUGGGAAAUGGUCCAGACCAAGCAGUCUGGAAACCGUGCUCUGGCCGCCGCCCUGUGCCUGGGUCUCUACUCGAGAGCCCUGAGCGGCAUCUGUGCCUUCGAGGACGACGUCUGGAGCAACUGUGCCAUCUACGUGUCAGACGUGCUCCACCUUGCCAAGACGACACAGUUGUACCACCCCCUGCCGAAUAUGAUCGACUACUUUCAGAGGGCCACCAAGCACUGCCCGUGGUCUGGCCCCCUGUGGUCCAGGUACAUACUGAUGGCCGAGGAGUCGGGCUGGUCCUUCCACAACGUCGAGUCAAUCAAGCAUGCUGCUACUAACACGAAGGCCCUCGACAAGAACGGCAUGACGGGAGUCCUGGACAUGUACACUGCCUGGUGUGGCUUCUUGAAGCGCACGGCCAUGGACCCGAACGCGUCCGAGGAUGCCGCCGACGUUGCUGAGGUUGGCCUGCUCGCAGCUCUGGAAGAUGUAGACCUAUGGGGCAAACGUCUCUACAAGGACGCCUACCAGGGAGAUCCCAACUUCAGACUGCAGCGCAUCCUGAUUCAGUACCUCACCGAGGUCAAGGGUGACGCUGACGAUGCGAGACGUCACUGGAAUCGAAUGGCAGACCAGCGGUUGCUCGCCAAUAGCUACGACUUCUGGCUCAGCUACUACCUCUGGGAGAUGAUGAUCUUCUCCUCCCAGCCAAAGGCUCGAAGUCCGACCCCAGCUACGCCAGCUGGUAAUACCAAGGCAAUGCGAGUUCCUAGCAUGGCAACCGGUGUCUUGCAACGCGCCGUCGCGCAGAAAACACUUGAUUGGCCGGAACGGGUCAUGGAAGUCUACCUCCAACACUGCAACGACUACGAGCGGCCCGAUACGCUUCAUCACGCGCUUGACGCCGUUUACAAGGUUCGCAGAACUGUCACCAAGCGUCGAGAGCGUGAGAGCGCGGAAGCUGCCGCUGUCUAUGCGGCCCAGGUACAACAGGCCCAGGAGCAGGCACCGGCUACCGCGUCGCACGGUUCUGACACGCCCAACUCGCCGUCUGGGUUCAAGCGGAAACGGGAGGCGACACCUGGUGACGCGCCCCACGGUGGGAACAAGAGGGUGAAGAGUGUGGAAGCCAACGGUACCAAUGAUGCGGCCGACCAGCAAAAGCUCAAGCGUGACCGUGAGAACACUUCGGUACUAGUCACAAACCUGCCUCCCGAUGCGACACAGACGGCCAUUCGGAAGUACUUUAAAGAGUACGGUCAUAUUAACCAUAUCAUCCUCCAAAAGGAGCCCGAUAACGCCUCGAGCUCUGCGCUUAUUGAGUUCAGGUCUUCAGAGGACGUCAGUUCGGCGCUGCUGCGAGAUAACAAGUACUACGGCCAGUUCCAGAUCGGUGUCAAGCCUGGCACUGGGUUGACCCUCUUCGUAUCCAACUACGCCCCUACUGCCGAUGACGCGUACAUCCGCAACAUUUUCAAAGACUGCGGCGAUAUCCUCAGUAUCCGGUGGCCCUCGCUCAAAUUUAACACGCAUCGCCGAUUUUGUUACGUCUCGUUCAAAGACCCGAACGCUUCGUACAGAGCCUCACAGCUGGACGGAAAGCUGCUGGAUGGCAAAUACAAGCUCCAGGCCAAGUACUCGGACCCAAGCCACAAGAAGGAUCGUGAGGGCGCCGUGGCCGAGGGUCGCGAGCUACGGGUCAAGAAUGUUCACAUUGACACCCAAGAGAAUGAUCUUAAGAGUGUCUUUGGCAAGUACGGCAAAGUUGGCAGUGUCAAUAUGGUCAAAAAUAGCGGCGGGCAGAAUGUUGGUACAGCUUACAUUGUGUUUGAGACGAAAGAGCAGGCCGAGAAGGCGCUCGAGCUUGACAAGACCAAGUUUAAAUCACAGAUCCUUGAUGUCGAGCUCAGCAAGGAGUCCAACUUCAAACCCUCUGCCACUAGCAGGGGCGAACGCGGUUCGGCAACCGCUUCCCCGGCGCCCUCUGGAGAAGGCGACGUAGCCAUGCUGGAUGGACCUGACCAAUCGCAGGGUGCCGGGAAGGGGCCAACGCCCAAGGAGAUACAGGAUCGCACGAUUGCCAUCAUGAACGUACCCGACACCGUCAACGAUGCCCGCGUCAAAGCCAUAGUCGAGAAGCACGGCGACUUGGUCAAGCUAGUCCUGCGCCCCGAUCAUCAGGGUGCCAUCGUCGAGUUUGCCGAUGCGGCGACAGUUGGACGGGCGUCACUAGCUCUGGAGGGCUUUGAGAUCGUGCCCGGCCGCAAGCUACGUGUUGGCAGCGUGAGGGACCUGUUCAAAGAGAAGAGCGAGACUCGGCAGGACAAGGUAGUAACGGGUGGUGGCAGAGGCAAAGGAAGCGGCAGAGGUGGUGGCACGGCCAACGCGACCUUUAUGCCACCGCCACAGACCGUAAGACGGCCCGCUCUGGGCGGCCGGGGUGGAGCAAAGAGAGGAAGACUUGGCUUCGUGGCGCCCAAGAAGAAGGAUGACGAGGAGAAGACCCAGACUGCUGCUGGCAGUGUGAAUGGCACGGCACCGCCCAAGAGCAACGCAGACUUCAAGGCUAUGUUCCUUGGUCCGGCGGCAGGUGGCGGUGGCGGCGCUGCCCGGUCGAACAACGGGGAGUGA